AGGCGGGCGUCAGCUUCUGUGCGCUCCGAGACCUUCGGCGUGCUCCAGCGUGGGGCGGGGGCGAGACCGCGCCCUCGAGCUCAGUCCCGCCUCUUCAUUGUCCUGCUCCCCUCUCCAACACCCCCCACAUUGGACCGCCCCUAGCCCUGGCUCACUCUUUCUUGGGCAAACCGGAACCUGCCCUCUCCAGGGAUUCCCGCCGUGUUCCUGGCUGAGUGGAACCUGGCACCCUCGGAGGGGUGGCCGCCGAAGCCCUGGCGUGAAUCAGGACAGGCCGCCCCAGAGACUUCUGGCCGCAGAGCUUAGGAUCUCCUAUCCCCGUGCAGAAUUCUUGCUUGUCUCAGAAAAGCUGUCUUUCACUCCGUCAGCUCAGGGCUGUGUAUGUGUGACUCGCCUUCACCAAGCAGCAGCACAGCCGGCCGUGCCUGGGAGAACCAUGCUUUACAACGUCAGCCACAGCAAAGGUGUGCUCUACGCAAAUACAGCCCUGAAGGGGCAGGAUGGGGACAGGGAAAGAGCGUGGGUAGGAGUUGAAGGAGCCCUGGCUCCCAAUACCUCCUCCCUAUUUCCCCCUGAACCUCCAGGGGCCUCAAGCAACAUCAUUCCUGUCUACUGUGCUCUCCUGGCUACUGUGGUCCUUGGUCUGCUGGCCUAUGUGGCCUUCAAAUGUUGGCGCUCACAUAAACAAAGACAACAGUUGGCCAAAGCUCGGACUGUAGAGCUAGGGGACCCUGCCAGGGACCAGCGACAUGGUGACAGUAAUGUCUUCGUGGACUCUCCUCUCUGUCUGGAGCCCUGUAUCCCCAGCCAAGGACCACAUCCUGACCUCGGUUGCCGACUUUACCUGCAUAUUCCUCAGCAGCAGCAGCAGGAGGUCGAGCGACUCUUGAUGUUGGGUGAACCUGCCAAAGGCUGGCAGCGGCUGGCAGGCCACCUGGGCUACCAAGCUGAGGCUGUAGAAGCCAUGGCCUGUGGCCAGUCACCAGCCUAUACCCUGCUAAGGGACUGGGCUACCCAAGAAGGCAGCAGAGCUACCCUCAGAGUGCUAGAGGAUGCCCUGGUUACCAUAGGCCGAGAAGAUGUGGUCCAGGUUUUGGGCUCACCAGCUGAGGGCUGCUCUGUGGUUUGAGUGUCACUCCCUGGGGCUGCCUACACUGGCACUACAUUCUCACUGCCUCGGGUUCCCUUCAUGGACUUCCUAGUACUUCUGGCUUUAGAAGAUCCAGCCACUUCAUGUCCCUUCCCCCUCCUCUCCAAGACAGGAAGCAGAAUAUGGGGGGAUGGGUAAGAGUAGGGCAUGGCUCUACCCACAGAUCCCCCAUUCUGCUUCCCUUUAUGUAGCCCCAGCUAUUUUUUCUAUUUUUUUUUUUAAAAAUCACAUAUUAAAGGCAACUUUGACUU
Microtus ochrogaster (prairie vole) is the source of this 1401-nucleotide messenger RNA. RefSeq names its product death domain-containing membrane protein NRADD. Gene Ontology annotation, molecular function: death receptor activity; nerve growth factor binding; coreceptor activity. The record is from RefSeq and is a predicted model, not a curated record. NCBI's taxonomy places the organism in Eukaryota, Metazoa, Chordata, Mammalia, Rodentia, Cricetidae. Gene Ontology annotation, biological process: Rho protein signal transduction. Gene Ontology annotation, cellular component: plasma membrane; cell surface.